This is a messenger RNA of Sparassis crispa, 2097 nucleotides long. Its product is annotated as ABC1 family protein, mitochondrial. The coding region runs from base 1 to 2097 and encodes 698 amino acids. Lineage: Eukaryota; Fungi; Basidiomycota; Agaricomycetes; Polyporales; Sparassidaceae. The record is from RefSeq and is a predicted model, not a curated record. The transcript has 6 exons. Gene Ontology annotation, cellular component: mitochondrion.
AUGAUGACCCUUCGCUUGUCUGUGCUUCCAGCAGGGCUCAGACACUCGAUCUUUGCUCGCGUAGGACUGUCCUCAUCCCGACGUGUCUCCUCUUCGGCACGCACUUCCUCUUUGUCAUAUCAGUUCUUCACCCGCACUGCUGCACCCAGCCCAUUUCUUGGACGCAAACUUCUCUGGCUGGUACCAAUAGCGGGGGGGAUCGCUCUCUAUGCCGCCCCACAGCCGCGCUCUCGUCUUCCCAGCGUCUUCGCCUCGUCCACACUUAUACCAUGUCCUCCUUCUCCCCAGGUCCACACAAAUAUUAUGUCUCCCGCAGAACCGGAUAGAUCAAUAUUGUCACGCAUAAUCUCCCUGCUACAUGACACCAUCUGGGAGCCGCUCCUCACUACACGUAGAUUCAUUCAUUUAUUCUUCUUGUUCGCGCCUGUGCUACUCUCCACGCCUAUGUUGCUCGUCGGACGGCCUGAUUCAAGAAUUGCUGGUGAUAGAUGGGGUGCUGUCUGGUGGUAUGGUUUCCUGACGGCUCAGAUGCAGCGUGCUGGUCCAACUUUCAUCAAGCUGGCCCAGUGGGCGGCGUCAAGAGCCGAUUUGUUCCCAUCGCUAUUAUGCGACCGACUAGGGGCUCUACAUUCACGCGGGAAAGCACACCUGCUGUCUCAUACUAAGCAUGUGAUCGAAGACGUCUUUCAACGGCCCUUUGACGAGGUUUUCGAGGAAUUUGAUGAGACACCCAUUGGAACUGGUGCUAUUGCGCAGGUCUACAGAGCUACGUUGAAGAAGGACCUUAUCCCUCCAUCUCACCUCACACCAAAACGGCACCACAGACACGGUCUUCCUUCCGCUUUGAUGCCCGAAGAACCGCCCUCCGCCCCAACAGCCGCAGUAGCCAUCAAGGUCCUACAUCCACACGUUGCGAAGCUCAUUGCGCGCGACCUAUCCAUCAUGUCAUUCUUCGCCCACCUCUUUACCCUUUUUCCCGGCAUGCAGUGGCUUUCAUUACCAGAGGAAGUUGCAGUGUUCGGUGGGAUGAUGCGCGAGCAGCUCGAUCUACGGCAUGAAGCCGAGAACCUUGACAUUUUUGGGCACAAGUUUGAUGGGCGGAAGCUUCCCGUGACAUUCCCUCGCCCGCUCAGAAUGUGGAGCACGCAGGAUCUCCUGGUGGAGGAGUUCCAGAAUGCGUUGCCCAUGGAGAUCUUCCUCAAGAACGGAGGCGGGCCCUACAAUGACAUUCUUGCUGAAGUUGGGCUUGACACAUUCCUAAAUAUGCUGCUGCUGGACAAUUUCGUCCAUUCAGAUUUGCACCCAGGAAACAUCAUGGUUAAGUUCUCUAAACCCGUUGCCGUCAUCCCUCGCACUUUGGAUUCUAUCUUCGGCCAAUCAAUCUCCACUGAUCCCGCAGGUACUCCACCCCCUGGUUCGACCGAGUCUGCAUCUGAUACCGUGGUCUCGCAUCUGCGUACACUGGCGAACGACCCACCUGCCUGGCGCGCAUCGCUCGAGUCUCUGUACAACGAUGGAUAUGCGCCUGAGAUUGUCUUCGUCGACGCCGGGCUUGUGACGAGCCUGAACGAGUUGAACCGCGAGAACUUCCUAGAUCUCUUCCGUGCGGUUGCCGAAUUCGACGGGUAUCGCGCGGGGAUGCUCAUGGUCGAGCGCUGCCGCACGCCUGAGCUCGCGAUCGACACUGAGACGUUCGCUCUCCGCAUGCAGCACAUCGUGCUGAACGUCAAGCGCAAAACGUUCUCGCUCGGGCAGAUCAAGAUCUCAGACAUCCUUACCGAUGUGCUCAAAGUCGUCCGACAGCACCAUGUCAAGAUGGAGGCCGACUUUGUGAACACAGUCAUCUCGAUUCUGCUACUUGAGGGUAUCGGGCGCCGGUUGGAUCCCAAUCUUGAUCUGUUCAAAAGCGCCCUCCCGAUUUUGAGGCAGCUGGGCAGGCAGAUGUCUACACAGGAGAAUAUGUCGCAGCUUCCUUCCGGCAAUGUUGGAGUUUUCUUAAAGGUAUGGGUCUGGAUGGAGGCGCGUGAGUUUGCCUCCGCUGCGUUCGUGGAUGCGGACGAGAUGGUUAAAUAUGAUUGGCUCGCACCUAGUAUAUAG